Neltuma alba is the source of this 972-nucleotide messenger RNA. RefSeq names its product glutathione S-transferase U17. Gene Ontology annotation, molecular function: glutathione transferase activity. Lineage: Eukaryota; Viridiplantae; Streptophyta; Magnoliopsida; Fabales; Fabaceae. The record is from RefSeq and is a predicted model, not a curated record. Gene Ontology annotation, biological process: glutathione metabolic process. The transcript is spliced from 3 exons. Bases 30 to 719 code for a protein of 229 amino acids. Gene Ontology annotation, cellular component: cytoplasm.
AUCUAAGAAGAAGCACUCAUAUCAUCAUCAUGUCGAAGGGAGAGGAAGCAGUGAAGCUUCUGGGUGCAUGGCCGAGUCCCUUUGUGAUGAGGCCUCGCAUAGCUCUGAAUAUUAAGUCUGUGAGUUAUGAGUUUCUUGAAGAGACUUUGGGAUCCAAGAGCCAGCUUCUGCUUCAGUCCAAUCCUGUUCAUAAGAAAAUCCCAGUUCUGAUUCAUGGAGAUAAGCCUGUGUGCGAGUCUCUCAUUAUUGUUGAGUACGUCGACCAAGUCUUCUCUUCUGGUCCUUCUAUUCUUCCUUCUGAUCCCUACGAUCGUUCCGUUGCUCGUUUCUGGGCUGCCUAUCUUGACGACAAGUGGUUCCCUGCGAUGAAAGCUAUUGCUGGUGCAAGAGGAGACGAAGAGGGGAAGGCUCUGAUACAGCAAUUAGAGGAAGGAUUAGCGUUAAUGGAGAGUGCCUAUCACAACAUCAGCAAAGGCAAGCCCUUCUUUGGUGGUGACCGGGUCGGGUAUCUGGAUAUUGCAUUGGGGUGCUUCCUUGGGUGGCUGAGGGUAACCGAGUCGCAUAUUGGGCUCAAGUUGUUGGACCAUACCAAGACACCGGGCCUCGCCCAAUGGGCCGAAACAUUCUGUGCGGAUGAUGCCGUUAAGCCCGUCAUGCCUGAAACGGACAAGCUUCGCGAGUUCGCCAAGUUACUUAUGGCUAAAACGGCAUCAAACUAGUUGCGCUGCAGAUCCAUGCAAUGGCUUGUGUCUCAUUGUGUCUGUCGUUUUGCCUCGUCACUGAGGCUUUGGCUUUGUCUGCGUCUUGCCUCUCUUAAUAAAAUUUCCAUUUAUAAUAUUUCUUUCAAUUCUAAACAUAAAAUAUACUCCUCCGUCUUAAAUAUAAGACUCUUAUAUAUUUAGCACCCGAGGAGUAGUUUGUAAUGCAAAUUAGAGUUGAUAUUUAAAACUAUAUUGGUAGUAUUUUAUCAUA